CCUGGAGGACGAUGAGUGGAUCAUCAUGUAACUUUACCAUCUACUCCUCCUAUAAAGCUGUGUGUUGGUGUGAGUCCGGGUCAGGUGAAUUCAGCAAUGCGGUCAACAUCACUGGACAUAAUGGAGAUGUUCUCCUGGUGAGCCCCGUCCAUCCUGUGACUGAGGGAGCUUCUGUUACUCUGAGCUGCAGACUCAGAGGACAAAAUACACUUUCCAAUGUGUUUUUCUAUCACAAUGACAAACUGGUACAAAAUGACAGCAGAGGGGAGCUGAAGAUCUCUGCAGUGUCUCAGUCAGACGAAGGCUUCUACAAGUGUGAACAUUCAGGAAAAGCUUCACCACAGAGCUGGAUGGCAGUAAAAGCUUCAUCCAGAUUUGAAAGCUCUAAGUUUCCUGUGCUAUUCGUUAUUAGAUCAAUCAUUGGAGUUGGAGUUAUUUUUAUCCUUUUAUUCUUGCUGUUUGGAUUCAGAAAAUUCCAAGGUUGUGGCACAGAGCAGACGGUCAGCAAGGAUGAGCCUCAGUAGCAUGUGCACCCCUCUCUCCUCCAUGGAAAGUCUAUUUCUUUACUGUAAAUAAUAAUGUUUUAAUUAGUAGUAGUAGUUCUCCAGUACUGCUUUUUUUUCUGAAAACAGAAGUUUUAAUGAAAAAGCAAAAGCAUAUUUCAUAAAAAGGUUACUGGAUGAACUUGGAGUUCGAAUCCGUUUGCGGUGAUAUAUUUAACUGGGUAUUUUAUACCCUAUCCGUAGGUGACCUUAAACAUUAUCAAAAAAUUACAGGGCCUAAAGUGAAUGGAAAUAAUACAGUGUGAAUUUGAUCUAGGUAUACAACAACUUCAUUAUCAAAAAGCCAGAUAAACUUGGGGAUUAUAAAAAUGUGAGGGACGUCAAUAAUGUAUUGUUUCAGUUCAUUCAGUAAUGUUACAUCUCCAGUUAAG
This is a messenger RNA of Cyprinodon variegatus (sheepshead minnow), 934 nucleotides long. RefSeq names its product low affinity immunoglobulin gamma Fc region receptor II-like. Gene Ontology annotation, molecular function: transmembrane signaling receptor activity. The record is from RefSeq and is a predicted model, not a curated record. The transcript has 4 exons. Gene Ontology annotation, biological process: cell surface receptor signaling pathway. Lineage: Eukaryota; Metazoa; Chordata; Actinopteri; Cyprinodontiformes; Cyprinodontidae. Bases 12 to 524 code for a protein of 170 amino acids.